This is a messenger RNA of Tachysurus fulvidraco (yellow catfish), 4847 nucleotides long. RefSeq lists its product as uncharacterized. NCBI's taxonomy places the organism in Eukaryota, Metazoa, Chordata, Actinopteri, Siluriformes, Bagridae. Bases 155 to 2827 code for a protein of 890 amino acids. Gene Ontology annotation, biological process: RNA processing. The transcript has 25 exons. The record is from RefSeq and is a predicted model, not a curated record. Gene Ontology annotation, cellular component: nucleus. Gene Ontology annotation, molecular function: RNA binding.
CGGAAGGUUGUUUUUCCUUCGAUUUGCGUGACGUCAUCUUCCUGCGAUUCUCUCCAUUUUUGGAGGAUUCAAAAUGGCGGAUUGAUAAUAACACACAGACGGUUUGUUAUUAUUUUUUGUCGGUUGUCGAUGGAACCUCUCGUUUACAGUCAUUAUGGCAGACAAAAAAAGCAAGUCUACAGGAGUAAAGAGGGUGCUGACCAAAAAAGAGCAGGAGGAGCUGAAGAAAAAGGAGGAAGAGAAGGCCGCUGAAGUGUUCGAGGAGUUCUUGGCAUCUUUUGAUGGCAGUGAGAAGAGCGGAGUGAAGACGUUUGUACGAGGAGGAAUUGUGAACGCCACUAACGACGAAGAGGCAGCCGAGGUGAAGAAGAAUAAACUCUACAGACCCUCCUCGAAAUUCACUCCCGUGUCUCAGAAUGUGUCCCCAUCGUCUACAGAAUCGAAAAGAUCUGUCGCUAAAAAGAAAACAGAAGAGAAGAAGAAGAGCAACCUGGAACUAUUUAAGGAGGAGCUCAAGCAAAUACAGGAGGAGCGAGAGGAGCGCUACAAAAGGAAGAAGAGCGACCCAGGAGGAGCGCACACAGACGUGGACCUACCAUUAACACGGCGCUCAAUAUUUGACGAUGAUCCCACGGUGCCCACUACGACUAACCUUUAUAUCGGCUGCAUCAACCCCAAGAUGACGGAGGAGAUGCUGUGUAAGGAGUUCGGGAAGUACGGUCCGUUAGCCAGCGUUAAGAUCAUGUGGCCUCGGACGGAGGAAGAGAGGACGCGAGUGACCAACCGUGGCUUUGUGGCCUUUAUGACACGGAAGGAUGCAGAAAGGGCGCUGGCCGCUUUAGAUGGGAAAACGGUGAUGGGUUUUGAGAUGAAGCUGGGUUGGGGGAAGGCUGUGAGAAUCCCGCCUCAGCCCCUGUACACUCCUGUAGGAGUGCUGAAGCCCACGGCUCCGCCCCCUCCCUCAGGCCUGCCCUUCAACGCCCAGCCCCGCGACCGCUUCCGCAACGACUUCUCCAAAUCGCGCAGCCGCACGUCCGAGGACUUCUACAAGCUCACUUGUCCUUGGACUCUGUACGACGCCAUAGUGACAGUGGUUAUCCCAUCAGAAAGGAACCUGCUGUGCCUCAUCCACAGGAUGAUUGAGUUUGUGGUGAGAGAGGGUCCCAUGUUCGAGGCCAUCAUCAUGAGCCGAGAGAAGAACAACCCAGACUUCAGAUUUCUGUUUGAUAAUAAGUGUCAGGAGCAUGUGUACUACAGAUGGAAGCUCUUCUCUAUACUACAGGGUGAAAAUCCGAGCGAGUGGAAGACGUCGAUGUUCCGAAUGUUCCGGGGCGGCUCUCUUUGGAGGCCCCCUGUCCUCAAUCCCUAUCUCCACGGAGACGAGGAGCCCGAGGAGGACCCCGUCCCUUUCCAGGAGGAGGAGCUAAAGAAAGGGCAGCUCAAACCUGAGCACAGGGAGCAGUUGGAGGUGUUACUGAGGGGUUUAACCCCCCGUAGGGUGGAGAUCGGUGAUGCCAUGCUCUUCUGUCUGGAGAGAGCAGAGGCUGCAGAGGAGGUGGUGUCCUGCAUCGCUGAGUCACUCUCUAUGAUACAGACACCACUGCAGAAGAAGGUUGCGAGGCUUUACCUGGUGUCAGACAUCCUGUACAACUCCAGUGCCAAAGUCUCGAACGCAUCCUACUACCGUAAAUACUUCGAGUCGAAGCUGCCACAGAUCUUCAGCGACAUGGGCGAGGCGUACCGGAACAUUCAGGCCAGGCUGCAGGCCGAGCAGUUCAAGCAAAGGAUCAUGGUUUGCUUUCGUGCCUGGGAGGACUGGGCCAUCUACCCAGAAUCCUUUCUGAUCCAGCUGCAAAACAUCUUCCUGGGACUCAUGAAACCAGGAGAGGAGCUGCCGGAAAGGACGGAGGCUGCCUCUCCGGAUUUGGACGGCACUCCGUUGGACGGCGUUCCUCUGGACGGGGCGGAACUGGACGGGACGCCGCUAGACGACCUGGACGGAUCUCCCUUGGCCUGGGAGCCGUCGUCCAUAGACGGCGUCCCCGUGGACGAUAUCGACGGCGUCCCGUUGGGGCCUGUGCUGGACGACAUUGACGGCGUGCCACUGGACGAAGGCUUGGACAAGACGUUACCGAGCAUUGCCUUGUCUAAGUGGGAGCGUGUGGAUGACGUGGAACAGUCAGCUAAAUCCAACUCCGAGGAUGAGAUGAUUAUGAGCGGCUCGAAGGAGAACGAAGCCGACUCGGACGACGACAGCAGCAGCGACGAUGCGGCGAGCCCCAGCAGGUUCGAGGGGGCGGAGUUUAAAAGCAGCCUGCGCAACUUCGAGAUGUCGGAGAGCAAGCGGAGCCGACUCCGAGAGCUGGAGGUGAAGGUUAUGAAGUUUCAGGAUGAGUUGGAGUCGGGGAAAAGGCAGAAGAAAUCCAACAUGAGCCUACAACAGCAAGUUCAACACUACAGAAACAAACUGCUACAGAAGGAGUUCGAUAAGGACGAAGUGGAAAAGUGGGAGAAGUCCUCAAGCAAACAGAAAGACAAGGCGAAGAAGGACGAGCGGCGCGAACGAGCAGAGGACAAGAGCAAAGGAAAAGAGAGGGAUAGAGAACGGGACAAGGAGAGGGAUCGAGAGAGGAGCAAGAAGAGCGAGGACCGAGAGAGGAGCAGGGGACGGAGUGGGGAAGGGGAAGAGAAGAGUGAGAGGACGAGGUCCCGUUCUCCACGGAAGUCCAAGCGUUCCCGGUCCCCGUCUCCGCAGCGCAGGUCCAGGCGCUCCUCGUCCCGAUCUCCGCACCGCUCGCACAAGAAAUCCAAGAAGAGUAAACACUGACCUCUGAGACCUCGUGUUUCUCAAGCAGCUUGAGGGACUGCACCCGUGAACUGCUCACCACACACACACACACUCUGUAUAACGCUUCUCAACUGGACUAGGCCCAGGAGCUACUGUCUGUAUGUCUCCCAGAAUUCUCCUCUUCGUGGCUGCUCUGAUUCUAGGCGUCGGCCGAUGUUUUUUUUUUUUUUUUUGUAACAUGAAGUUGAAUCAUUUCUUUGUACAGGUGUCUUAGUUUUGUUCUUUUAAGGAACGCCCCUCUGUAAAGAUUUACGACCAUUGUUCGCACAGUCUUUACAAAUAAACAUCUCUUGGUGGUAAAUGUGAUUCCGACCGUGUGGAUUCCAUCUCGCUGUAGAAUAAAAACCCCAGACUUCUACACGACCCCUCAUCAGAAACCUCAAACAUAAUGAAUAUGCAAAUCGGAAACCCUCGAUGCUCCGCCCACUUCCACUGGUAGACUGAUAGAGUAACAAUUUGAUUAACCCUCGAUUUUAUUUGUCUAUAGGAAUUUUUUCAUUCCGCUGAGUCACGGAGUCGUUUUGUAAACGAGCGCUCGAUCGAACGUGACCCAAUAAACCACAGAACCUCUGACCAGGAUAAUAAAUCUGUUACAGAAGACUGGAGGAAGAAGAAGAAGAAGAAGACAAUAGCUCGUUUGCCCAAGAUUUCCUCAUUGUCCAUGAAAUCCUUUAUACUUUAUUCUUUCAUGAAUCCUUUAAAAAAAAUAACAAAGUGGUUCGAUUUCUUUUUUUCUUUUCUUUUUUUUUGUACAAGCAAACAGUAACACUGAUAAACACCCAAAACUGAAAUGGUGUGAAAGCUCAAACAGAAUGAAGAGGAAGCGAAUAGGAACUGGUGUGUGUGUGCUGCAUGUGUGUGUGUGCGCUGCAUGUGUGUGUGUGCUGCUAGCUUACAUCACUGAUCAGAUAUGAAACUGUAAUGUAGGAUACGUGGCUUAAACGUAACGUUUAACACACAGUGUAAAACCGCAGCAGAAAGAAAACCUGUUUAUGUUUAGAGAAGAAAAAUUAGAUUUUUUUUGUCCGUUUGAUCAAAAAUCAUACAUUCUCUUGUUUGUAACGACGUCUCAACCGUUUUGUCUGGUCAGGAGGAGGAGAUAAAACGACGGUAUGUACCCGUAACCAUGGCAACGAUCUAACGACCGUCGCCGAACUUUCCUUUCCUUUCGAAGUUAACUGCAAAGUGGGAACAAAAAAAACGGCUGAGACUCAGCAGUCACCCAGACCAAACAAAAACACUGCAGCACCUCUGGACCUCGUUCACGUCUCUAUAGCACGCUAGCUAUGACUAAUCCCAAACCUACGCAGAUGUUCUACAGCAGGCAUCGAUACGUCGAUGCGUCUUGUUCGGUUUAGACUGAUUUCAGUCGGCAGUUGUAUCGGGAAUUAUUAUUCCUUACUACUGAAGUCUCAUACUGAAAGAUUUCCACCGCUGGAAAUGUUCUGUUGUGUUUCCUUUAUUUUUGCUACCGUGCUGUGCAUUGAGCCUCGUUUAUCACGUCGGCUGUGCACAGAAUGACGCGAGAUUUAUUAAAGCUUGUUAAUUUCACAAGAUUAUUGUGAGAGAGUGAGUUUUAAAGCCAAACGGCAGAUAGAAGUGUUUGUGUGUUAAACUGCUGCAUUGGCUGAGCUGCAUUAGUGGAAAGGUGAGUGCAUGCCCACUGUAGUUGUGGGUAAACGCAAAUCAGCUGUACCGUGAACCCGCCUGCUGAUUUCCGACGGAACGGCGUUAAUAAUGAAAUUAUUCCUGUACGAGUUAAAAAUCGGCGCCGGAAAUCUUUGUAAACGUAGCAUGGAUUUCUAGCUCCCUGUACACGCUUUAUUAAAAGAUUGAUAAAUGAGGCCUGUUGUGUGUCGUGUUGCUGUGGGUCAGUUAGGUUUCGCCCCCAUUGCACUGAGAACGUUGUAGAUUUUUUUUUUUUUAAACUCAGACCAACCUCGUUUUGUAAAUUACCGCCGUCUGCCGAGAGAAAAGAAGAAUAAGGGGAAAAAAAAGA